AUGGACCGCGUGCUGGUGGAGCGCAUCGCGCCCGCGACGAAAUCCGUGGGGGGGGUGCUGCUGCCGGAGAGCAUGACGGGGAACACGAUGAACGAGGCGAAAGUGAUCGCCGCGGGACCGGGACGAAGAACGAUGAGCGGCGAGCUCGUGCCGUUGGAGAUUAAGGUCGGGGACGUCGUCGCGCUUCCGGAAUUCGGCGGCGCCGCGGUGAACGCGGGCGACGGCUCGGGGAAGGAGUACUUUAUCUAUCGCGAAGAAGAGAUCGUGGGCGUCGUGGAGUGA
Molecule: messenger RNA, 282 nt
Organism: Ostreococcus lucimarinus CCE9901
Lineage: Eukaryota; Viridiplantae; Chlorophyta; Mamiellophyceae; Mamiellales; Bathycoccaceae
Gene: CPN10
Product: co-chaperonin 10, mitochondrial
Exons: 3
Coding region: 1-282 (93 amino acids)
Cellular component (GO): mitochondrial matrix
Molecular function (GO): ATP binding; protein folding chaperone; protein-folding chaperone binding
Source: RefSeq, a predicted model, not a curated record